AGUUGAAUGAUGUUAUCAUAAUUAAAUUUAACAAUAUGAUUGUACUUUGGUUUGCUUUUUAAAAGAAUAAAAUGAACGACAUUUAACGUAGAAAAAAAAGAACAAUGACCAGCGACGUGGAAUCUCGUCAAACUAAGUCCAACUUGCCAUUGGGCCAAGAGGAUGCGGCCAAUUGCAAAGUAUGCGAUGCUCCGUUUAAGACACUGCAAGAGUGUUUGGCACACGAGUUACUCAAGCACACAAUCAAGCCACAGAAGAAGCUGCGAAAAUGCCUCGAUGCCGUCACCAAACUCUUUGCCAGCGAACAAACUCAAUCCGAACGACGCCUGCUGGAGGCAUUGCUAGUCCAGUCACCACCUGGACAGCAACUGCGUGCUGUAUUGGGAUUCUAUGCUGGCAAUAGUGCUGCAUUGGCGGAAUGUUUUCAGGAAGUGCGCAAGAACAUACAGAAUCAGAUGCAGGGCAAAGUUAAGGUCUAUCCAUUUGGCUCGCUUGUCACUGGUUUGGCUUUGAAGGAUAGCGAUAUUGAUUUGUAUUUGGAAUCCAUUCACGGCAACUCGAAUGCGAUAUCGCAUAGUCAAUUGUACAAGAGAACCAACAGCUUUUUGCGUCGCACGGGUUGCUUUUCAGAUGUGAUUACCAUACGACAUGCUCGAGUUCCAAUCAUUCGUUGCAAGCAUGUGGCAAGCGGCUUGCGUCUCGACAUCAGCAUGUCCAGUCCGAAUAGCACCCAUAAUUCUCGCUUUGUGGCCGAACUGUUAAAUCGAGAUGUACGCCUGCGUGAGCUGUUCUUGUUCCUAAAGAUUUGGGCCAAGAAACUGAUGAUUAUUAGCAAUGUCAUGACAAGCUAUUGCCUGAUUACGCUCAUCAUUUAUCAGCUGCAACAGCAACGACACUUGCCCACGAUUAAGGAGCUGCAGUCUGGCAUUCCUGUCUUGGAUAUUGGAGGCAUUAACUAUGCGUAUAGCUUUGAGCGUGUGCCAGCUUUGCCGGCUAGUUUGACCACCUUUGAUCUGGUCAGCGGAUUCUUUGAGCUCUACAGUCACAUGGACUUUGAGAAGAAGAUGCUGUCGCCGUAUUUGGGCCAUGCCUUGGAUGUGGAAGCAGCGUUCACGGUGCCCGGCAACUUUCCCGAAUACAAUGCCCAAGUGUUAGCCAUCGAGACUGCCAUGCAAGAGCGCAUCGAACCGUUUAAUAUUGAACGUUGCGUUUGCGUGCAAGAUCCAUUUGAGCUAACGCGUAAUGUGGGUCAAUCCAUAUCACAAACGAAUCUAUACUAUCUCAAUCAGUGUUUGGCAGCGGCAAACGAGGCAUGCAAUGAUACUAAACUAAAGUCAACGCCGCCCAAAUUUUAUGACUACUUGCUGUUUGGGCUUGCCGAGCAUCUGGUGGAGGAACAUCGCUUGGAACACGUGCUCCCAGCUAAGCAACGCAAACAGAUGCCAAAGAAAGAAGUGAAGACUGUCGAUGCAGUUGCAGAUGCUGUUGCAGUUGAAGCUAAGGCUGAUGUUGCCUCUACAACUGUAGCUGCCAAAGCGGAUGAACCAUCGUCCAAGGAUGACAGAAAACCAACGGUUACGGACAAUAGUUGUAUGCCAUUGAUGCAUGUUUAUACACUCACACCCACCAAUAAUGAUCUGAAGACUUUGAAAUCCGAUGUCUUGAGCAAAGCUCGCAAGCAAACGAAAUCAAUUUAUUAUUUAUGGGUUGAAUGCUAUGUGGACGCUAUUAAGGAUAUUUUAUCGCAUAUUUAUGCCUUAAGUAUGAAAGAGUUGGAUGCGAAUGUACCUGCCACAGACACAAAUGCCCUCCCAUUAAACAUGACCUGGCAGAUAAGCACAACAUUGGAUACUUGGAGUGCGCGGAACUUUCAACGCAGCACAAGGCAAUCUUUCUUUGCCCAGCAGCUGCAGCAAACAGUUGAGUUUAGCAAAACACGACCUCAGAAUCCUAGCUAUGUUGUCAAUAUGCGUGGUCACCUCUCGCUGAUCAUCGCUGAGGACUACAAAGAGCUCCGCCUCGAACUGCAGCCGAUGCCCGGCGAUGCUUUGGGUCUUCAGCGACAUAGUCCGCUGACCAAGUUUUUCAAGUCACUGAAGAAUAUGCUCUGCAACUAUAACUUUAAGGAGAAGGUCAUCAGUUUUCAAUAUGAGCGUUGAAUUUGUCUUCUGAAUAUAUUUUAAGAGAUCUUGGAAAUUUACAAUUAUUGGCCGCCAAUCAAUAAUGUAAUCUACUAUAUAUAUGUAUAUACGUAUGUAUAAAGACAUUUAAAAUUUUAGGUUACCUGACUUAUUCAGAAUAAAUUGAAAUUUCUCGACUUUAUUAAUUCUUUA
This is a messenger RNA of Drosophila albomicans, 2333 nucleotides long. RefSeq lists its product as uncharacterized. Gene Ontology annotation, molecular function: RNA uridylyltransferase activity. The record is from RefSeq and is a predicted model, not a curated record. The transcript is spliced from 3 exons. NCBI's taxonomy places the organism in Eukaryota, Metazoa, Arthropoda, Insecta, Diptera, Drosophilidae. Bases 105 to 2159 code for a protein of 684 amino acids.